AUGACGCAAAAACCCAAGCACAUUGUAGCUGCCGGUAAUGCCCUCAUCAGUGUCACCGUUUACAAGUCAACGGCCAAUCAAAAGGCUGGUAUUAAGGUGGUCCAAAAGGCAGAUGGGGUUUACAUUACGGCCAUUGCCAAGGGCGGGCUGUUGGAUGGAACUCGAGUGGACGUGGGGGACAAGUUACUCUCGAUUAAUGGGCGACGCAUGAGGCAAGGUCAGGAUACCAAGGAUUUUAUGAAACUGAUUUCAACUGCAAAUGAUAAGGUGACAAUUGUCGUGAAGAAAGACAAGGGCCCGACGCAAAAGACAGUCGGCAAGUCACCAGGUAAGACCAAGAAACUGGUGGAACGAGACGUCUUCAGGACCAAAGAUGGAAGUUUUGAUUACAAUAUUAAUCCGAAAUUGGAAGAGUUUGAAAGGUCAAUUUCAAAGUUUGAUGACGAGUAUGAGCAAUGUCCCAUAUCCGUCAACAAACUAUUUCCAGAACAAGGAGCCGGGCUUGUCUUCAAGAAGAAGGAGGAUAUGCUUUUUGUCAGUGGAAUUACCUUGGAUAGCAUAUUUGCUGAUACAGAGCUUGAAUUUGGUGACCGCAUUGUAUCGGUGAUGGAUGUCAACUUUAUGAACUAUGCAGAUGAGAAAUAUGCAAAAACAUUGCUGAAACGAGCCAAGGGAGAGGUUCAUAUCGUCGUUGAAAAGGGAUGGAACAAAUUAGAAAAGGUUGAACGGGACGCGCGUCAUGGUAUGCCAAGGCAAGAUUCCAUGGUUAUUCCCAAAAAGAGAGGGAAGGUUACCAUUACAAAGGACACUUCUGCCAAGCCCAUGGAGAGUUUGAAAGAAGCGGAGGCAACAGAUAUUGCAGACGAGGACGAGGACCAGGAUGCUGUUCCUCCCGCUCCAGAAGAAGAUGGUGAGAAUCCACUGGUGUUUUCACCGGAAGAGCCCGAAUCGAGAAAGACACUUGUAAAAGGAAAAGAAGACGAGAGUCCUGGAGCCGAGGCUCCCGUCCCAAUUCAACCAGAAGAGCCCACCCCGAGAAAGACUCUUGCACUCGAGAAGGAAGAGAGUCCUAGUCCAGCUACGGUUACAAUCGACACAACAGAGAAAGAAAGUCCAAGCCCAAUGCACUCGUAUGCAUCCCAGAGUCCUGCGAAAUCAUUCACACCGAAUAGACAAAGCCCGAGUCCAGCGAAUGGGAACAAGCCAAGAAAGUUUCUUCCACCAAUGCCCAAGGAAAGCAAAAAGAGGCCGAGCAAGACUGACGUGGAUGCUGGUGACGUCGUGUCAAGGAUGCUAAACAAACUGGAUAACGAGCGCAAGGGAAUCAAGGAGCGACAUCGAGUGCGACUAAACCAAUCAUUCGAUGAUGCAGCAGCCGACGACAACAAUGUCAGUCAAGAAGUGACACCCGAAAAGAAAACUCCGCUGAGGCUCCCUGUGAGAAAAUAUUCCAGUCCAUCCUCAAAUGGCUUCUCCACUCCAAGUAAGACCGGGCUCGCAAAGAAUAAUUUGCUGCAAAAUCAUCCAGGGGGUUACUUGUCCAUCUCGGUCCGGAAGAAGUCGGAACGUUCUCCAGGAAUUAAGUUGCGAAGAAAGGACAAUAUUUUUAUUUUGGAUCGUCUCCCCCAUGAUGAGAAUCGAAUUCCUCUGGGAGUGCAAGUCUUGGCCAUUAACGGGGAUGAUAGUUUUGGUACAGUAGUCAAGGCGAAUGAGCUCAUUGAUUCAAGGAAGCAGGAGGUUGAAUUAUCUGUGAGCUUUGAGGGGUUGAUUGCAGUUCGUGCAUCGGACGAUCAAUGA
Messenger RNA from Cylindrotheca closterium, 1797 nucleotides. The record is from the annotation of a GenBank genome assembly. Lineage: Eukaryota; Bacillariophyta; Bacillariophyceae; Bacillariales; Bacillariaceae.